AUGUGUUCCAACCAAGACAACGUGCUCGUGUCAUUGGCGACAGAAGCCGAUGUCCCCUCAAUUGUCGAUGUAAUUUUCUCCGUCUUUGGCCCAGACACGGCCGAGAAUCGGGCAAGAAACACAAGAGCACUGAGGGCCGACAUACACGAGAACAGUGGCCUAAGAAUUGUCAAGGCCGAGCUACCUCGCGGAAAGGUCGUGGGCUUUUCAAUGUUCUUCCUUCCCAAUUCCAACACUGCGAAAGCACAGGCAACCACGCCGACACCGCUCCGACCUCCAGUCCCGUCGGACGAGACGUCCGAGUCCGUCCUCGAUCGGUAUUUCUGGGUCGAGGGUGGAGACUGCCAGGCCCGCGCCGCCGCCAUCGAUCGCUACGGCCGGCAAGAGAUUCAGCGACACGUCCAGGGCAGGGUGUGCGCCAAUGUCCAGAAUAUGUGCGUCUUGCCCGAAUGCCAAGGGCAGGGAAUUGGUCAUGCCAUCAUGGCGUGGGGCUGUCGCGAGUUUGACGAGCAGCGUGUGGAUGCGUACCUGGAAGCCUCGGUUGCCGGCGAACGACUGUACCGGAAAUUUGGAUUCGAGAUCAUCGGAAAGACGGACAAGGACUUUGGGGACGGAGUCAAGAUGUUUCACUAUCAUAUGUGGAGGGAUGCCAGGAUUUCUGCCUAG
Messenger RNA from Pestalotiopsis fici W106-1, 666 nucleotides. RefSeq lists its product as uncharacterized. The coding region runs from base 1 to 666 and encodes 221 amino acids. The transcript has a single exon. Lineage: Eukaryota; Fungi; Ascomycota; Sordariomycetes; Amphisphaeriales; Sporocadaceae. The record is from RefSeq and is a predicted model, not a curated record. Gene Ontology annotation, molecular function: acyltransferase activity, transferring groups other than amino-acyl groups.